Molecule: messenger RNA, 1694 nt
Organism: Coprinopsis cinerea okayama7#130
Lineage: Eukaryota; Fungi; Basidiomycota; Agaricomycetes; Agaricales; Psathyrellaceae
Product: chaperonin-containing T-complex zeta subunit Cct6
Exons: 8
Coding region: 39-1694 (551 amino acids)
Biological process (GO): protein folding
Cellular component (GO): chaperonin-containing T-complex
Molecular function (GO): ATP hydrolysis activity; ATP binding; ATP-dependent protein folding chaperone
Source: RefSeq, a predicted model, not a curated record
GUCUCUUCUUCGUCCUCCGAAUUCACUGACCAGUCGCGAUGGCGUCAAGCAUAGAACUCAUUAACCCCAAGGCCGAGAGCGUUCGUCGUGCAGCGGCGCUCCAGGUCAACACCAAUGGUGCCAUGGGUUUGGCAGCAGUGGUCAAGGGUAACCUCGGCCCAAGAGGAACUUUGAAGAUGCUCGUCGAUGGUGCCGGCCAGAUCAAAAUGACAAAAGAUGGCAAAGUCCUCCUCACCGAGAUGCAAAUCCAAAACCCCACCGCCGCCAUGAUUGCCCGUGCCGCCGUCGCCCAGGACGACCAAGUCGGCGACGGAACCACCUCUGUCGUUUUACUCGUCGGUGAACUCUUGAAGCAAGCCGAUCGGUAUACAUCUGAGGGCGUCCACCCGACCAUCGUUGCGGAAGGUUUCGAUCUUGCAAAGAAAGAGGCUCUGAAGUUCUUGGACACUUUCAAAGUCCCUACCAAGCCAGAUCGAGCAACCUUGAUUAACAUCGCCAGAACGUCUCUGGAUACCAAACUGUCCUCUGCAUUGGCCAAACAGCUCGCUGCCGACGUUGUCGAUGCCGUUCUCACUAUCCGUCAACCUCCUCCUCCAAGUGACGCGCUUAACCAGUGGAGAGAGCCCAUCGACCUCCACAUGAUCGAAAUCAUGAAAAUGCAACAUCGAACGGCAUCCGACACUCAACUUGUCCGGGGCCUCGUCCUCGAUCACGGUGCUCGUCACCCCGACAUGCCAAAGCGUGUCGAAAAUGCGUACAUUCUCACCCUGAACGUCAGCUUGGAAUACGAGAAAACCGAGGUCAACUCGAGCUUCUUCUACUCCUCCGCUGAGCAGCGAGAGAAACUCGUCGAGUCCGAGCGCAGAUUCACCGACGCAAAGUGCAAAAAAAUCGUCGAACUCAAAAAUCUCGUCUGCGACCAAGCUGUUGGGUCGAAUGAGAAGCCCAAGAACUUUGUCGUCAUCAACCAGAAGGGUAUCGAUCCUCUCUCCCUCGAUAUCUUUGCCAAGAAUGGUAUCAUUGCGCUACGCCGCGCUAAGCGUCGAAACAUGGAACGUCUCCAAUUGGUCUGCGGCGGUGUCGCACAGAACUCUGUCGACGAUUUGACGCCAGAUGUUCUCGGCUGGGCUGGUUUGGUCUACGAACACACGCUGGGAGAAGAAAAGUACACAUUUGUCGAGGACGUCAAGCAGCCCAAGUCCGUCACUCUUCUUAUCAAGGGCCCCAACCAGCACACCACACAACAAAUUCAAGACGCCCUUCGAGAUGGUCUUCGGGCUGUCAAGAACGCGAUCGAGGACGAGGCAUUGAUUCCAGGUGCCGGUGCUUUCGAGGUGGCCUGUUCGGCGCAUUUGAGCGGCCCUGUGAAGAAGGCUGCAAAGGGACGUGUCAAGAUGGGUGUUCAGGCGUUCGCCGACGCAUUGCUUGUCAUUCCGAAGACCCUCGCUGCAAACGGCGGUUUCGACGUCCAGGAUGCAAUCGUCGCUCUUCAGGACGAACAGGCAGAAGGAAAUGUUGUCGGCCUCGAUCUCCAGUCAGGCGAGCCGUUUGACCCAACGGUCGAGGGCAUCUGGGACAACUACAGGGUGAAGAGGCAGAUGCUCCACUCAUGCUCUGUAAUCGCCGUCAACCUUCUCUCAACCGACGAGAUCUUGCGUGCAGGGCGCAGUUCGUUGAAGCCUGACGGCCAAUAG